Molecule: messenger RNA, 1335 nt
Organism: Alternaria atra
Lineage: Eukaryota; Fungi; Ascomycota; Dothideomycetes; Pleosporales; Pleosporaceae
Exons: 2
Coding region: 1-1335 (444 amino acids)
Molecular function (GO): acyltransferase activity, transferring groups other than amino-acyl groups
Source: RefSeq, a predicted model, not a curated record
AUGGAUUUCCUAAAGCGCUUUACGAAACGGUCAUCUUCAGCAAACGAUACACCAGAUCCGUAUGCCGACGAUGACGUCUAUCCGGUGCAUGUGCUAGACGACACGAAGACAUUCCGCAGCAUCCUGAUCACAUGGACGCUCUGUUUCAACGAUGUCCUUGACGCAGACAAACUUGAAUCCUCGCUAGCAAAGCUCUUGGAAACUGGAGAUUGGAGAAAGCUAGGAGGCCGCUUGAGACUCAAGGCCGAUGGCGCACUAGAAAUUCACGUCCCCCGUGCCUUCACAUCAUCCCGCCCUGCCUUCUCCUAUACCCACAACACCAUCGCCGCCCCAAUCUCCGCCAACGAACUAGCCGGGAAACUCCCGAAAUCACCUAACGGAACCAUCACAACCAACCCCGGACCUACAGACUUCAACGACUUGGCCACUUCACCCUCCGCACCCACAACAAUCGAGGAUCUCCUUUCUGGUGAUGUGCCCCAGAUAUCCGUCCACAUAACUUCCUUCACCGACGCAACGCUCGUAGGCUUAUCAUGGCCGCACACCCUAAUGGAUGUUAUGGGCCAAGCUGCUUUUGUUCAAGCGUGGUCGAGCGUAUUAGCCGGUCGGGAGGCCGAAGUGCCGCCUGUACUGGGUGCGCAGGAAGAUGCAUUGACGGCGUUGACUGAUAGCGCUACUAGCAUGUCGGAAGAAUACAUGCUAAAGUCCAAACAGCUGAAAGGACUCAGCUUCGUCAAGUUUGGGGCGAGGUUCGCGUGGGAUAUGUUGACGGGGCCGAAGCCGGUAACGCAGACGAUUCAUCUGCCCAAGGAGGUUGUGGGGAAGUUGAGGGCGCAAGCAGAGAAAGAUCUCGCCUCUGCGAACAAUGGUAACGAAGAGGACGUACCGUUUAUAAGUGACGGCGACAUCCUCACAGCAUUUACCCUCCGCUGCAUCUCAAUCUCCCUCCCUGCCCCGCGUCCCUUGACCGCCCUCCACGCAAUGAACGCUCGAUUCCGCCUCCCAUCCCUAAUCAAUGCGAAAGGUGCAUAUCUAUCCAAUAUGCUAGUCCCUGGCUUCACCUUUUUGGAUCCUGAAAUGUCCACGGGACCACUUGGGCAGAUUGCCCUACAUAACAGACAGCGUCUACUGGAGCAAGCAACGGAAGCCCAAGUCCUAGCCAGUCUGCGUGAACAACGUGUAUCCGGUGAUCCGUCGACGUUACUUUAUAGCGACGCGGAUGCGCUAUUAGUGCCGUUUACGGACUGGACGAAGGCGAAAUUCUUUUCUGCAGUGGACUUCAGUGCGGCGAUUUUGAAAGCGGGGGUGGUGGGAACGGGAGGAGGGUGGGAAUGA